Haliotis rufescens (red abalone) is the source of this 3326-nucleotide messenger RNA. RefSeq lists its product as uncharacterized. The coding region runs from base 339 to 2585 and encodes 748 amino acids. Gene Ontology annotation, molecular function: DNA binding. Lineage: Eukaryota; Metazoa; Mollusca; Gastropoda; Lepetellida; Haliotidae. The record is from RefSeq and is a predicted model, not a curated record. The transcript is spliced from 5 exons. Gene Ontology annotation, biological process: DNA recombination; DNA integration.
GACUGGGUCAGCUUAUUAGAACAUGGCCGCCUAAAUCUUGAGAUGAAUUUUCGUGAACUUUAGAAGGCAUUUUGGAAGUGUUCACGCUCAAGAAAAAGAAAACACCCCGUGUUUACACCAGAAAAACAUACAUCGAAUCAAACAAGAGGUAAAUCGGCGUGCAAGGUGCUUGGAAUUGAAACGGAUAACCGACGCCAAACCAAAAGCUUUUGUCCUCAGUUUGCGCGCACCUGCUCAGUGGCUAUGGUGGGGUGAUGUAACGUGCCGGUGAAGUGUCAACCCUACUUGCUCAAAUACCGUUCCCAGUAUAACAGUGAGGCUACGUGAAGGAAGUCAAAAUGUUCAUUGACACGCUGGAGUUUACGAUCCCAGUGGAUUUGUGUAAUUUAUACAUGACUCUUCAACAACAAGGGACGAAAUCGCAUCUUGAUUUCCCUGCGUCGGUGAACUCCUAUGGCACAACUCAAGACGCCAAUGUUCAAGUGGCUCUACGAGCAAACAAAGUGACGUUCAAAGUGGAUGGUGUGUCAUCAAACGCAAGCAUAAUUUCAAAAAGUGAAUGCAAAACGUUAAAACUGUCUGUGUUCGAUGUAGAUCGAUCAUUAAUGCCCCAGAAAAACACUAACAAUUCAAGUGGCAUAUCACCAAUUCAUCAGCCACAACCUGUGUUAAACACGGCAAAAAGAUUACAUGAACAGUCUGUGUCAUUACCACUACCACCUGCUAAAAGCAGUAGGACUUCUUUUUCUGAGUCUCCAAGACCCAGAUCUCCUGUUCAUCGUCGCUCACAACCUCAAAUCAGUCCACGUCCAUCUCUAAACACACAAUCAAAAUCUCAUCAAAAUGACACUCCAGUGAAUGUGAAACUAGAACCAGAAGAUCCAGAUUUAAUAGAAAUAGAACCUGACGACAUUGUGCCAAAGAAAGAGACUCCAUACAUGCAAAUAGAUUAUUCAUUAGAUGUACCUCAUACGCAAACAUCUCAAGCAGCUUCAGAAAGACUUUCUCAUCAACAAUCAUCGCAUUCUCAAUCACCCGGUUCUUCAUCAUCUUCCUUCCAUCAAAACGUUCCACAUGCUCCAGAUUACGCCGAACCCAGUACCAGUCAACACGUUCAAGGACAAUAUGGUGAUCAAAGUGCAGAUGAAUUUUUAGUGUUUCAAGACGACAAUGACUAUGGAGACGAUAAUGAAGCAGAUUACAGCAAUGAUGAUAUAAACGAGGAAGGAAGUGUUGCCCUGCCAACAGAGGAUCAGUGCAUUGCCACAGAUGCUUCAAAUACAUCGGCAUCAAGGGAGCUCCGUGAUGGGGUCAACUCUGAUGAAAUGGCAGUCAGUUACAACAUUUUAGAUGUGAAACAGGAAAUGAGUGGUGCCGUGCCAACCGAAGAUGAAUACAUUGUCACAGAUCCAAAUGCAUCAACAUCAAGGAAUGUAGACGAUGAGGAGAGCGAGGAUGGAAUGGGGCUCCAUAUUGACAUGUUAGAUGACAAGGAUAGGAUUGUUCCAGAGAGCCCCACAAGUCAGUCUGCGUCUACAGGGCGUUUCGCUACAGUUGAGGAGUCUGAACUAGAUUCCAUAUUACUGGAUGGGAGAGCCAAAAGCACCCAGCGAACUACGCUAUGGGGAGUAAAUAUUUUUAGACAAUGGCUGACACAACAUGACAAAUCAACAGAGUUUGAGGAACUCCCGACUGAAGAAUUAAGUGCACACUUAAGACAGUUUUAUGCAGAGGUUCGCACUGAAGAUGGUCAAUAUUACUCAAAGUCAUCAUAUAUUGGCCUGAGAGCGGCCAUUCACCGGCGUCUGCGCUCACCUCCGUAUGAUAGAAACAUAAACAUUCUGCAAGAUAAAGAAUUCCACAAUGCUAACAAGGUGUUCAUGGGUGUGUUGGGAAAUAUUAAGAAACUAGGUCUUGACAGUGUUGCACACUAUGAAGCAAUAUCUCCGGAGGAUUUGACACGAAUUCGAGAAUUUCAGUCCAUAAAUUCCCCGAUAAAUCUCCAGCGCAAAGUGUGGUUUGAUAUUACCUUAGGCUUUGGAAGGCGAGGUUGUGAGAAUCAAAGGGAUUUGACUGUUCAUUCCUUUUCCAUUGAAACAGACGAUGAAGGGGUAGAGUUCUUAACACUGAGACACACAGAGGCUGCUAAAAAUCCAACUGAGAAAGUGCAAGGCAAACCUCGUAUUUACGCAACAGGCUCCCGAUCCUGUCCUGUGGCAGCGUUCCGAAAGUACUGCUCAAAAUUGAACCCCCAGAACUCGGCCUUUUUUCAACAGCCGCGUAAACACGCGCAGGAACUGGAGAAUGUUUGGUACACACUGAAAGCCGUCGGCCACAACACACUCUCACAGAUGAUGAAAGGAAUAUCCACUGAAUACAAACUCAGCAAGAUCUACACAAACCACUGUGUCCGCGCCACCACGCUGACGCUUCUCUCCCAUGCCGGAGUCGACUCGCGAGUUAUUGAAACCAUGACUGGCCAAAGGAACCAACCAACUUUCUUUGUGUAUAACACAGGCUCUUUGUUCAAUCAGAAGCGACAUUAUUCGGCAAUCCUGCAUGGUUGUCACAGCACUAAUCAGUGAUGGUGCUCCGGCUGUGAAAAACUGUUUCCAUGAUCCAUUAUUAUGUGAAAACGCUUAUGAAGUACAUAUCUACACACUUAAGGGGAAGUAUGUCUGUUAUGACAAACAGAGUGCUAGUUUUUAAAAUGUCUUUUACGGUAAGCUUGGCUAAAUCCAGCUUGCUGCAUGUUAUCUUCAUACAAGACUUAAGCCCCCGUUACACUAUCAAAAAAUUGGUCCAAGUUUGACUGUUUACACUCAUCAAGUUUUUGACAGGCCGUCAAAGUUUUGGUGGGAAUUAUCUUGCCAAGAUGGAUGCUACUGACGAAAAAUUGUUUGCUGUUGUCAUAUGUAUUUUGUGUAUUGCCAUGUUGAGAAGGCGACGUCGGGGUAAGCAAAGGCAUAUUUGGUCCUGAGAAUGGCUGCUCGUUGUUGAAACAAAUCAGUUAAUUCUUCCAACAUCUCGUCAGUCCAAAAUAGUUGACUCAUUUUGACUUGACUCUAUGCAUUUCCGGUUGAAAAGGGGUAACUGUUCCUUGCAGUCUGAUUGUCUAAAUUAAAUCAACGUCAUCAAACUUUGAUCAAAGUUUGACGAGAAAUAAGAUCGAUUUCUAUUCCAUCAAAGUUCCAUCAAAAACUUGGUCAAAAUGGACUUUGACCAUAUUUUUUUAUCCAAGUUUUUGAUGGUGUAAAGGGGGCUUUAGUCUCAUGCUCACUGCAUGGGUGUAUUCGGUUUGUUGCAAUAAAGCUUUGUGAAAGAGG